CCCUCGUCACCGGGGCUUUCUGAUAUUCAGACACAAACAUGCGGUACUACGAACAGCGCUAUCCGGAAGUUGACGAACUGGUCAUGGUCCAGGUCCGUCAAAUUGCGGAGAUGGGCGCAUAUGUUAAGCUCCUGGAAUAUGACAACAUCGAAGGAAUGAUUUUGCUGUCUGAGCUUUCUCGCAGACGUAUCAGGUCGAUUCAGAAGCUUAUCCGAGUCGGCCGCAAUGAGGUCGUGGUUGUGCUCAGGGUAGACAAGGAGAAAGGUUACAUUGAUCUUUCAAAACGACGUGUGUCUCCCGAGGACAUCACGAAAUGUGAAGAGCGCUACCUGAAGUCAAAGGCGGUGUCGUCGAUUAUGCGUCAUGUCGCAUCCAAAAUCCCCUCCGUUAACGCCGAGGGCGCAGAAGUACAGAACGAGGCAGCCGAGGCAGAAGUGAAGGAGGCGAAGAAGGCAUCGCGGCGCGCACGGAAGGAGGGCAACGAGGACGAAAUCCUGGAGGAGACGGGCGUGCCUGGAACAAGUGCGAACGAGGAGGAACGUCUGGAGCAGCUUUAUGAGCAGAUCGCUUGGCCACUCGGGAAGAAGUACGGGCAUCCGUACGAUGCGUUUAAGCUCGCAUUGACUGAGCCAGACACAGUGUGGUCAUCAUUGCUUAAUCCAGUCCCUCAGUCGACGCUGAACAUCCUCACGGCUACGAUUGCUCGCCGCCUUACGCCGCAACCGAUCAAGCUACGUGCGGACAUCGAGCUCACCUGCUACACACCAGCAGGAAUCGACGCCAUUAAGAAGGCCCUGCGCGCGGGCGAGCGCCAGAGCAGCGAAGCCGUCCCGAUCAAGGCGAAGCUUGUCGCACCGCCGUUGUACGUGCUGAGCACGAACGCCACCGACAAGUACGCUGCGGUGGACCGUCUUGAGCGCGCCAUUGAAUCAAUACAACACACGAUCGAGAAUAAUGGCGGCUCGCUCGUCGUCAAGAUGAAGCCGAAAGCGAUCUCUGAGACAGAAGAGCAUGAAUUCGCGCAGCUCAUGGCAAAGGCAGGGCGUGAGAAUGCGGAGGUAUCUGGGGACGAAGAUGACGAGGAAGCCAUCUAGCCAUGGUCAUGUCUGGCACACGCGCAUAUUUGUAUACAUCAGUAAAAUCAAUAUGGUCUUCUAGUCGCGU
Postia placenta MAD-698-R-SB12 is the source of this 1164-nucleotide messenger RNA. RefSeq lists its product as hypothetical. Gene Ontology annotation, cellular component: multi-eIF complex; eukaryotic translation initiation factor 2B complex; eukaryotic 48S preinitiation complex. The transcript has 6 exons. The coding region runs from base 39 to 1094 and encodes 351 amino acids. Gene Ontology annotation, molecular function: RNA binding; ribosome binding; translation initiation factor activity. The record is from RefSeq and is a predicted model, not a curated record. Lineage: Eukaryota; Fungi; Basidiomycota; Agaricomycetes; Polyporales; Adustoporiaceae.